UUAAUUAAUGCCAGCAUGAAAAGCUUAGGAUAGAACAAACUAAGUUAGCUCAAGUUGUAUGCAAAUCCAAGAAAUUCUCAGCUACUAUAGUAAAUAAUAGUAAUGCAUAUAUAUAAGAAGAUUGACACAAACUUAAGGGAAUCACCAGAAAAAUGGCACAGAGGCCAAUUAUUACUGUUUUGGGUUUGGUAUGUUUUUGGAGUUGGAUGCAAAGUACAUAUGGUGAGUACUUAAUUGGAGUUGGAAGUUAUGACAUGACUGGUCCUGCUGCUGAUGUGAACAUGAUGGGUUAUGCCAACAUUGAACAGAACACAGCCGGUAUUCAUUUUAGGCUAAGAGCUAGAACUUUCAUUGUUGCUGAAAACCUUCAAGGUCCUAGGUUUGUUUUUGUGAAUCUAGAUGCUGGAAUGGCUUCUCAGCUUCUAACUAUUAAGCUCCUUGAAAGACUUAAAUCAAGGUUUGGAAAUUUGUAUACCGAAGAAAAUGUAGCAAUCAGCGGGAUUCAUACACAUGCUGGCCCUGGCGGUUAUCUGCAGUAUGUGGUUUACUCUGUAACUUCUCUUGGUUUUGUGACACAAUCCUUUGAUGCCAUUGCUAAUGCAGUAGAACAAAGCAUUAUUCAAGCUCACAAUAAUCUCAAGCCUGGUUCCAUAUUUAUAAACACAGGAGAUGUGAAGGAAGCAAGUAUAAACAGGAGUCCAAGUGCAUAUCUGCUGAACCCUGCAGAGGAGAGAUCAAGGUAUCCCUCCAAUGUUGACACACAGAUGACCCUUUUGAAGUUUGUGGACAGUGCAAGUGGCAAAAGUAAAGGAUCAUUCAGCUGGUUUGCGACACACGGAACCUCCAUGAGCAAUAACAACAAGCUUAUCAGCGGAGAUAACAAGGGUGUUGCUGCAAGACUCUUUGAAGAUUGGUUUACUUCUCAAAAUAAAUUCAUCCCCAAACAGCAAUUCCACAGAACUAGGCAUGAUAAAAAUCUAAUCAAUACUUAUUUGUUUCAACUAGUGUUAUGGAGAGAUUGAUAUAGAGUUGUAUGUUAUAUUAUAUGAACAGAUAUAGGAGAAUUAGUGCAGAUAGCGCAAUUGAUUAAAGCCACCGGAGGAAAGGAUUGCAACGAAAAAUCCAGUCAAGCAUCUAAGGUGAGGAAAAAUGAUGGAUCCUUAUUUGUUGGAGCAUUUUGCCAAUCAAAUGUUGGAGACGUGUCACCAAAUGUAUUAGGAGCAUUUUGCAUCGACAGUGGAAAACCGUGUGAUUUCAACCAUUCUUCAUGCAAUGGCAAUGACCUUCUUUGUGUAGGAAGGGGACCAGGGUACCCAAAUGAAAUAUUAAGUACAAAGAUUAUAGGAGAAAGGCAAUUCAGAAGUGCUGUGGAACUGUUUGGGUCUGCUUCAGAGGAACUUACAGGGAAGAUUGAUUAUCGACACGUCUAUCUGAACUUUACAAACAUUGAAGUUGAAUUGGACAACAAGAAGGUGGUUAAAACAUGCCCUGCAGCUCUUGGUCCUGGUUUUGCAGCAGGCACUACAGAUGGACCAGGUGUUUUUGGGUUUCAACAAGGUGAUCCAGAAAUUAGUCCCUUUUGGAAGAAUGUAAGAGAUUUUCUAAAAGAACCAAGUCAAUAUCAAGUGGACUGCCAAAACCCUAAGCCAGUUUUGUUGAGCAGUGGAGAAAUGUUUGAUCCUUAUCCUUGGGCGCCAGCAAUUCUUCCAAUUCAAAUUCUGAGAUUGGGAAAACUGAUAAUUCUUUCUGUACCAGGAGAGUUCACAACAAUGGCUGGUAGAAGGCUAAGGGAGGCAGUGAAGGAGACAUUAAUAUCCAAUAGCAAUGGAGAAUUCAAUAAUGAAACGCAUGUCGUUAUUGCAGGACUGACAAAUACUUACUCACAGUACAUUGCAACUUUUGAAGAAUAUCAUCAACAACGGUAUGAGGCUGCCUCUACACUAUAUGGUCCUCACACAUUAUCAGCGUACAUCCAAGAAUUCAACAAACUAGCACAAGCAAUGGCUAAAGGCGAUAAAAUCUAUGGAAAUGGUACUUCCCCACCAGAUCUUUUAUCUGUACAAAAAAGCUUCUUACUUGAUCCCUUUGGAGACACAACUCCUGACGGAAUUAAACUCGGUGACAUUAAAGAAGAUAUAGCAUUUCCAGGAAGCGGUUAUUUUACAAAGGGAGAUAAACCAAGUGCUACAUUCUGGAGUGCAAAUCCAAGAUAUGAUCUUCUAACAGAAGGCACAUAUGCUGUAGUGGAAAGGCUUCAAGGGGAAAGAUGGAUUUCUGUUCAAGAUGAUGAUGACUUAAGCUUGUUUUUCAGGUGGAAAGUAGACAAUACUUCCUUUCAUGGUUUCGCUGCCAUAGAAUGGGAAAUACCAACAGAUGCUAUUUCUGGAGUGUACAGACUAAAACACUUUGGAGCAUCAAAGAAAACCAUAGUCUCCCCUAUCAAUUACUUUACCGGUGCUUCAAGUGCAUUUGCAGUGCAAUAA
Molecule: messenger RNA, 2483 nt
Organism: Medicago truncatula (barrel medic)
Lineage: Eukaryota; Viridiplantae; Streptophyta; Magnoliopsida; Fabales; Fabaceae
Product: neutral ceramidase 2
Biological process (GO): long-chain fatty acid biosynthetic process; sphingosine biosynthetic process; ceramide catabolic process
Cellular component (GO): extracellular region
Molecular function (GO): N-acylsphingosine amidohydrolase activity
Source: RefSeq, a predicted model, not a curated record